Gorilla gorilla gorilla (western lowland gorilla) is the source of this 895-nucleotide messenger RNA. It is a transcript of the gene FAM3D, whose product is annotated as FAM3 metabolism regulating signaling molecule D. Lineage: Eukaryota; Metazoa; Chordata; Mammalia; Primates; Hominidae. The coding region runs from base 221 to 895 and encodes 224 amino acids. The record is from RefSeq and is a predicted model, not a curated record. The transcript is spliced from 10 exons.
UCUGGGCCCACUGCAUCUAGAGGAGGGCCGCCUGUGAGGCCACUACCCCUCCAGCAACUGGGAGGUAGGACUGUCAGAAGCUGGCCCAGGGUGGCGGUCAGCUGGGUCAGGGACCCACAGCACCUGCUGGACCACCUCGCCUUCUCCAUCGAAGCAGGGAAGUGGGAGCCUCGAGCCCUCGGGUGGAAGCUGACCCCAAGCCACCCUUCACCUGGACAGGAUGAGAGUGUCAGGUGUGCUUCGCCUCCUGGCCCUCAUCUUUGCCAUAGUCACGACAUGGAUGUUUAUUCGAAGCUACAUGAGCUUCAGCAUGAAAACCAUCCGUCUGCCACGCUGGCUGGCAGCCUCGCCCACCAAGGAGAUCCAGGUUAAAAAGUACAAGUGUGGCCUCAUCAAGCCCUGCCCAGCCAACUACUUUGCAUUUAAAAUCUGCAGUGGGGCCGCCAACGUCGUGGGCCCUACUAUGUGCUUUGAAGACCGCAUGAUCAUGAGUCCUGUGAAAAACAACGUGGGCAGAGGCCUAAACAUCGCCCUGGUGAAUGGAACCACGGGAGCUGUGCUGGGACAGAAGGCAUUUGACAUGUACUCUGGAGAUGUUACGCACCUAGUGAAAUUCCUUAAAGAAAUUCCGGGGGGUGCACUGGUGCUGGUGGCCUCCUACGACGACCCAGGGACCAGAAUGAACGAUGAAAGCAGGAAACUCUUCUCUGACUUGGGGAGUUCCUACGCAAAACAACUGGGCUUCCGGGACAGCUGGGUCUUCAUAGGAGCCAAAGACCUCAGGGGUAAAAGCCCCUUUGAGCAGUUCUUAAAGAACAGCCCAGACACAAACAAAUACGAGGGAUGGCCAGAGCUGCUGGAGAUGGAGGGCUGCAUGCCCCAGAAGCCAUUUUAG